GUCUAUCACCCAGGAGGCCCGGAAACAAAAACAUCCUAAACCCAAACCCCCAGAAACACAUGUUUGCAGCACCCAUUAACCUCUGUGUAAACCCUUUAUUAGCUGCUACUCAUCAAGCUAACGGCAGUAGCAGCGUUAGGGCAAGACCCAACACCAAAACCCAGAUGGAGAUCAGUGGGUUAGACAGUAACGGCCGCCAAUUCAAGAACCCAGAUGAAAUGUGGCAAGAAGAAGUUGGUGAUUCACAAAAGAAGCAUGAUUGGUACAGCAACGGUGUUGGCUACUGGCAAGGUGUGGAAGCAUCGGUGGAAGGUGUGCUGGGUGGAUAUGGGCAUGUGAAUGAGCCUGAUAUUAGUACAAGUGAGGCUUUUUUGAAUACCCUUUUGGCUCGUUUCUUUCCUGAUGCUGGUAGAAAUCAGCAUCUUGUAGCUCUUGAUUGUGGUUCUGGAAUUGGAAGGGUGACUAAGAAUCUUCUUAUAAGAUACUUCAAUGAGGUUGACCUUCUUGAGCCUGUGUCACAUUUCUUGGAGGCUGCUCGUGAGAAUUUGUCUCCUGAAAAUAUGAUGGUAUCUGGGGACCACAAAGCCGUCAACUUUUAUUGUACCCCACUGCAGGAAUUCACUCCAGAUGCAGGAAGGUAUGAUGUCAUAUGGAUUCAGUGGUGCAUUGGCCAUCUCGCUGAUGACGACUUUGUGUCAUUCUUCGAGAGAGCAAAGGCUGGGCUUAAACCGGGUGGAUUUUUUGUUUUGAAAGAAAACCUUGCAAGAUCUGGAUUUGUGUUGGAUAAUGAAGAUAAGAGCCUUACAAGGUCACACGUGUACUUCAAGGAACUCUUUAAUCGGUGUGGGCUUCACAUCUACGAGAUGAAGGAUCAAAAGGGAUUUCCAGAUGAACUAUUUCCUGUGAGAAUGUAUGCAUUGACAACAGAAAUUCCUAAAAGAGUCGGUACCUCAAGACCAAAACGAAAGUCAAAUAGACCGGCCGUCAUCAAGUAAUGUGGUGUUGCUACACAGGCUCGAGUUUAGGGUCCUCUUUUGUCUGUAGGAGUUGUGAUUUUGUGUCAUAGCGUGAAAACAGUGUUUGUGAGUUCUAUGUAAGUCAUUUUUAAUGGAAGGCAGAAAAAUGACAUUUUUGAUUAGUCGGCAUCGAUUGUUUUUCAAUCUAAGGAUGUAUGUUAGGUGUCGUGAAUUCGGCAUGUUCUUUGUUAAAUGUAAGGUUUAUAGCGACGAGGAAUGUUUUGCUGCG
Messenger RNA from Helianthus annuus (common sunflower), 1245 nucleotides. RefSeq names its product alpha N-terminal protein methyltransferase 1. Gene Ontology annotation, molecular function: methyltransferase activity. Gene Ontology annotation, cellular component: cytoplasm. The record is from RefSeq and is a predicted model, not a curated record. The transcript is spliced from 8 exons. NCBI's taxonomy places the organism in Eukaryota, Viridiplantae, Streptophyta, Magnoliopsida, Asterales, Asteraceae. Gene Ontology annotation, biological process: N-terminal protein amino acid methylation. Bases 60 to 995 code for a protein of 311 amino acids.